This is a messenger RNA of Carcharodon carcharias (great white shark), 1414 nucleotides long. Its product is annotated as C-factor-like. Lineage: Eukaryota; Metazoa; Chordata; Chondrichthyes; Lamniformes; Lamnidae. The record is from RefSeq and is a predicted model, not a curated record. The transcript has 6 exons. The coding region runs from base 443 to 1198 and encodes 251 amino acids.
UUUGCCUUAAGUUUGCAGGGCUUCUUUGCUAUUGGAUCAGAUUUGUCACAGAAAAAUGUGGAUAAUUUGUUUUUUAAGCAGCCAGUUUGCUGUGAUUUGGAGUGCACUGCCUGAGGGGAGGGGGGUUAAAAAGUGUGGCGUUUGCAGCUUUUGAAAGGGAAUUGGAUAACAUGUUUGAAAUGGAGGGUUAAGGCAGGGCUACAGGGAAAAAAACAGAGGUUAGGGUCUAUUUGGAGCCCUUUGUUAGGGCUGAAUAGUCCAGCUGCUACAUAAUGACAUUGUGGGUGGAAGUUUGCUGAGGUUGCCGGACAGGUUUUAAUGGAUUGGCCUCUGGGCGUCAAGCCAGGAUUUGGGUUAACGUUUUACUAGUGAAUACUGAAGGCUGCUGAAUAUUUUAGGCACUUGGCAGCGGAGGCCGAGUGUGGAGGACACCGCGCUCAGGAUGCAGGCGCUGCCGAUGAGGUCGGUGCUAGUGACGGGCGCGAACCGCGGCCUGGGUCUGGAGCUGGUUCGCCAGCUGGAAGAGGCUGAGCGGCCGCCCCGCUACCUGUUUGCCGGCUGCAGGGACCCCGAGAGCCCACGAGCACUGGAUCUUAGGAACCUGGCAAAGAGAUUCUCAAAUAUAAAAGUACUUAAGUUGGAUGUUGACGACUAUGGCAACAUUCAAGAAUGUGCUGAUCAGAUUGGGAAGAUAUUGGAAAACAAUGGCCUAAAUCUGCUAAUAAAUAAUGCUGGAGUCUACUUUGGUGGAGACCUCAGUGAAGUUACUCCUGAAACAAUGAUGAAAAGUUACAGAACCAAUGCUGUUGGACCGAUGAUGGUAACCAAGGCUUUGCUGCCAGCUUUGCAGCGAGCGGCUCAGCUGAGUGAUGAACUUAAGAAAGCAGCGGUUAUCAACAUGUCCUCCAGCUUGGGCUCCAUGGAGCUGUUUGACAAUAAAAAUGAGAUACCACUUGCAUACCGGAUCAGCAAGGCUGCAUUGAAUAUGGUGACGAAGUGCUUGGCUAAUGAGCUGAAACCCCAUGGAAUCCUUUGCAUUUCAUUGCACCCUGGUUGGGUUAAAACAGAGAUGGGUGGUGAAAAGGCACCACUAUCUAAGGAGGAAAGUGUCCGUGGAAUUCUUAAAGUACUGUCGAUGCUUUCAGACAAAGAUAAUGGAUCGUUUCUAGACUGGAGAGGUCAGCGUUUACCUUGGUGAAGACUAACUUACGAAGCAUUAAUGUGUUAAUUUUACUCUUCACAAAAUGGAAAAGUGGCACAAUAUGACUUCACUUGCAAGAUUGUUACUGAUUUUCAGCAAUACUAAAAUACAUUUGGAAAAUUUAGUGUUCUUGAGCUAUACUUAAUUCUAUCUUUUCAAUGAUUAAGUAUAAAAGGAUGGCUUAAUAAAACUAUUCUAAAAUGGUUAUUUUAA